ACAGAAACUAAUUCAACUUCUUUCUACUAAAUAUGUCUACUGCUGUCAUUAACACCACCGAUAUUCCUACUACUACUACCGGCACCACUACCUCGAAACAGGUUCCAUUGGUCAAGUUUUUCACCCAUUUGGAACAGUAUCCCCUUGCUGUUGGCACGAAGGAAAUGUUGAGAUCGGUUCCUUACUUGGAAAUAACCACAAAGGCUGUUGUACCUUACACCAUCAGUUUAAGUGAGCUCCCAGGAUUGGCCUUCCUUACUCAGCUCACCGAAUCCAUUGCCAACGGAGUCUUGAACCAGGCGGACCGGUACAUUCCAAGCUUAAAAACGGUCCAGUGUACAGACUUGAGUCUGCCUGUUACACAAAUGACUGCGAGUGCUGUUGGAUGCACUUGGGCCACCAAGAAAGCGACUGAGAUGUUGGUUGACACCCACGUUACUCAACCAACGUUGAAAGCGGCGAUACAAGUUGAAAACUUGGUCCACAAAACUGUUUAUAACAGUGAAGGGAAGAACAAACUUUUGAGUCCUUUGGAUUCAGUUGUUGAGCCUCUCAACAACAAGAUGGUUGAGGUUGUUGAUCACUUCAAGCCUGACACCAAGAAGGUUUCCAAAGAUGAAACUUCAAGUGAAGUUUCCAGAAGUAGGAAGAUUAUGUGGAACUUCUUGGUGGGAGAAAAGCAGACUUAGUAGGCUGUCAACUGCUGUUCAGUUGUUCGUUUAGUUAG
Yamadazyma tenuis ATCC 10573 is the source of this 727-nucleotide messenger RNA. RefSeq lists its product as uncharacterized. NCBI's taxonomy places the organism in Eukaryota, Fungi, Ascomycota, Pichiomycetes, Serinales, Debaryomycetaceae. The record is from RefSeq and is a predicted model, not a curated record.